AUGUCGACGGACCUCCUUCUAAACGAAUACUUUUAUCCACAAAAUGAUUAUUUCAAUAGUACAUUUGAAGACGUUCCGUCUCCGGAGUCGGUGUCAUUGAACGCCGAGCCAACCUUCGAAGAUUCGUCUUCCCCACACGACGACUUUUUCGAACCUACUUUCGAUAUAAAUUUCUGCCUGUGGAAGGACAACUCCACAUCACCAAAACCUCAACCAGUUCUUGAAGCCGUAUUUUCUCCUAAACCUAUUAAUGUGAUGCCGUCACCUCAAUCAAGCAGCCCAUGUUGCCACGUGUGCGCUUCUCCGACUGCUAACACUUUGCACUUUGGAGGUCGUUCUUGUAAGGCAUGUGCUGCGUUCUUCCGUCGAAGUGUUGCAAUGUCAAUGACAUACGAAUGCAUUGGGUCGGGAGAUGACGCAACUCCGUGUAAAAUUCACUAUGAACUUCGGAUGCUCUGUCGACACUGUCGUUUCAUCAAAUGUUUGGAAGCUGGAAUGCGCAGAGAAUUGGUGCAAGCGAAGAAAGAAGAGGCAAAAGUAGCGAAACGACGAUCAAAAGGAUUAGUGGUUACGAAAAAUGAGAAUGGAAAUUCAGAAAGUACCUAUGACGAUUAUGUGAACUCAUACACAAAUGUUAUUGAUUCAAGUCCGAAAAUGGAAAUUAGUGACGUGCCCGAAUCAUAUCAUUCUCCGGAUAUUUCAGUUUCCUCCCAACCAAUAGAUAUGACUGUAACACCUUCUCCUCCACCUCAACCACCACUUCCACCAACUCCAUCAAUCCUUCUGACACCUGCUACAGUACUGACAACAUCUCAACGUUGCAUCUCUCAUUCUCCGCCUUUCGAUCCACAACAAGCAAGCACAAGUCACGCAGGAGUCGAACAACCGAUUCAAUAUUUCCGUAUCGUUGAGCUUGAUGACAAGACAUUUGAAUUAGUGAAUCACUAUGUGAGAACAGAAGCAUCGUUGAAUGAUCGGAGGAAAAUAAUGUAUACUGAUACGCAGAUCCGAGAUGUUUUUGAUACAACUUGUGAAUGUCCAUACGAACCUCAUCAGCUGAAACCAUUCGACUAUAAAACAUUCUGUGGAUUUGUGAAACAUGAUUUCGUUAUGAUUCUGGAUUAUGUGAAUCAGUUUCCCGAGUUCCAAUCUCUUGUUAAGGACGAUAAAAACGUUGUCUAUCGGAUGGCAUGUGCUGUUGACUCGAUGUUAGCUUCUGCCUAUUACAGUUAUCGAGUUGGUAUCGACAACAAGCAAUUGAUUCUGUUCAAUGGAGACUUUAUUCAGAUGAAUCCUAUUCCGAUGCGAGGAGAUGAGCCAGGAUCUGACAAAGAGUUCAAAACAACUGCAGAACAUGAAAAAUACAAAACUUUGAUGCCACUAAAACUAAAACAAUACUUUGAUUUGGCUCUUCCAUUUGCACGAUUAGAAGUUUCAUUCGAAGAAUAUGUGCUCCUCAAAGCUCUCACCAUCUGGCAAAUGAGUAAAUACCGACUAGACGAAGGUGGUCAAGCUAUUUGUGCCCGUCAAAAGGAUGUCAUUGUUCAAGCCCUACAUAGAAUUGUAGAAGAAAGAGGAGAUGAAGAUCCAGCGACUAGAGUUGGACAACUUCUGCUGAGUAUGAGCUACAUCACGGAACUGGUCCAAGCAAUGACCAAUUCUUAUCUUGUGAUGACAUUCUUCGACGUUGUAUCCUGUGACAGUAUUAUGUAUGAUCUGCUCUCUUUCAAAUAA
Molecule: messenger RNA, 1734 nt
Organism: Caenorhabditis briggsae
Lineage: Eukaryota; Metazoa; Nematoda; Chromadorea; Rhabditida; Rhabditidae
Gene: Cbr-nhr-22
Product: Protein CBR-NHR-22
Exons: 8
Coding region: 1-1734 (577 amino acids)
Biological process (GO): regulation of DNA-templated transcription
Molecular function (GO): DNA-binding transcription factor activity; zinc ion binding; sequence-specific DNA binding
Source: RefSeq, a predicted model, not a curated record